This is a messenger RNA of Bubalus bubalis (water buffalo), 2406 nucleotides long. It is a transcript of the gene TMEM35B, whose product is annotated as transmembrane protein 35B. The record is from RefSeq and is a predicted model, not a curated record. Bases 1411 to 1731 code for a protein of 106 amino acids. The transcript has 2 exons. Lineage: Eukaryota; Metazoa; Chordata; Mammalia; Artiodactyla; Bovidae.
UCUAUAAUUUUGUGUUAAAUUUUGUAUGAGUAUCUGAAAAUAUAAUUUCAUAAUGUGGAUAUAUGUUCUCGGUGAUUAAAUAUGUUUUAAUAAUUCUUCUCUUUUUGUUGAGGAAUUUAAUAAUUACACGUUUAUACAUAACUAUAUAUAAUUUUAAUAGUCCAAGGUGGAGAACUUAGCUAUUUUAUUGAUGGAUCAGUCAUUUGGAUUAGUGACAAAGAUGUAGGUAAUGAAAGGCCCAGUUUGGUUUUUUUUUUUGGUUGGUGUUUUGUUUUAACUUUUUAUUUUUUGUUGGGGUAUAGCAAUUAACAGUGUUGUCAAUGUUGUGAUAGUUUCAGGUGGACAGCAAAGGGACUCAGCGAAAGGCCCAGUUUAUAAUGUAAUAGCUAACACACUUGGAUGUUGAAACUGCUUGGCCUUUAGAAACACGAGACAUUUCAGUCUUCAGCCAGCCGGUUGUGGGUAGAUAGAAAACCAGAUCCAAGCAGCUUGGCUAACAGGAAAUGGAAGCAGCAGGAGAAUUUGAGACCCCUGUUUAGGGGCCUCUCGGCUCUCUAGAGGCCUCUCAUAAGAGGCCAGGUAGUGAAUAUUUUAGGUUUUGCAGGCAAUAUGGUGGGAACUACUCAGUUCUCUUGUUGCAUCACAAAUGGAGUGGUAGACAAUACACAAACUGUGGUUCAGUUAAACUGCUUAUUUAUGAACACUGUAAUAUGAAUUUCAUAUAUUUUCAAGUGUCAUGAAAGCUACCUUAAGUUAAAAAAAAUCAUUAAAAAAUGUAAACAAGCAUUGUUAGCUGGGGGUGGGGGUUAGUUAGAAAAAAAAAAAAAAAAGCACUUUCUGAAUUUGUCAUCGUUUUCUCAUCCAGGUUUAGAUAGAUUUCGGUAAAAGAAAAUGGGCCAGGAGUGGACUGCAAGGUUUUGUUCAGUGCAAACGUCUCUACCCACCGCUGCACAUAGCUGAAUUUUCAAACACCUUUCACAUUGUAAUUUCAACUGAGAGAUAUUAGAGCGAAAAUAUAUUUCAGGCAAAGAUAAGAAACAGCUUGUUUUAUAAUCACUAGCAAUUGAUAUAUUCCUAAUAAUUUCACAAAUAAUUUACAAAUAAUUCUUGGUGUCAGGCGUUGUGCUGUAUCUCAGGACGAUACUGCGCUAUCCGCAUUUCAGAUGAGGACACCACUGGGGCCCGCUGAGGUUAGGUGACAGCUCUGAUCGCCAAGCUAGCGUGGCAGGGGCAGGAGCGACCCCCUGCCCCACCGUCUUUUCACCCAAAUGGAGCUCUUUUGCAAGCCACGUCCAGAUACCCGUGUAUCUUCUGCUCUGUCCAUAUUGGCUGGGAAACUUUCCCUGAAUUCAGAAGGGACCGUUUAGUGUCAGUUAAGAGCAAGCGGGCGUCAGUGUCCCCAGCUGUGAGAUGGGGAUGCCCUGCCCCUGCGGUGUCUCUUCUCGCAGCCGUUGCCGGGCCGAGGGAGGGAGGCAGCCCCGCUGGGAGGCGAGGUCUUCCGGCCGCCCGGGGAGAGAGGCAACGCCCGGGCGGCAGGGGGCGGGUUUUCGGCGGCGCCCACCCCGGGGCGGGCGCGGCCCGCAUGCCUGCGCGGCCAUGGCGCUCCCGCUCACCGCUCUGCGCGUGCUGCUGGGCAGCUUCUUCGCGCUCACGGGGGCGGCCAAGCUCUCGGAGCAGAUCUCGGCUCCGGUGUCGGAGCAGAUGGGGCUAUCUUCACUUUGGUGUCUCUAAAAGAGUCACUGAACACCUGCGUCCCAGCCAUCGUCUGCCUGGGGCUCCUGCUGCUGCUGGAUAUCUGCUAGCUCUAAGUCCAAACCAGAAAAGAUGUCCAGACCCACUAGGAAGAAGUCUCCAAGUCCAUUCAAGGAAUCCUGGGAGUAGAGUAUCUCUUGUCCCUUCAGGCCAUAUCACUGUCAAAGCAGAAACGUGGUGGAAGACAGAGUGUCACCUUGUUACCCAUAUACCCAAGGGUGGCCAGUGUUGAAGUAGACAUCUGGUCUACCUGGCUCUGCUUUCUCAAGUAGACAUGUGGUCUACCUGGCCCUGCUUUCUCUUGGACACUUUACUGCUCUUUUUUUGAAGAGUCCAUGUUACAUACUCUUAGCAUUCCUCAUGUCAUGUGAAAGUAAAUUUAAAUGACCCAAACUUUUAAUGCCCCAAAUAACUAUUGAUACUUUCAAUUCCUUUGUAUAACUACCUCCCAACUUUUUCCUGUGUCUUUAUUUGGAUAUAUUUUUAAUGAAAAUGAGACUAUAUGUACUACUUUAUUUUCCUUGCUUUCUAAACCUAACACACUGUAACUAACACCAUUCCACGUCUAUUUUAUCUCAUUAAUGUUAAUGGUUGCGUAGUAUUCCAUUGUAAGGCUGCAGUGUGAUGUAUUUAUAAAGGCCCCCACUAGGAACA